This is a messenger RNA of Chilo suppressalis (striped riceborer), 834 nucleotides long. Lineage: Eukaryota; Metazoa; Arthropoda; Insecta; Lepidoptera; Crambidae. The record is from the annotation of a GenBank genome assembly.
AGCCUUAUAGCAAUGUCGAAGGUUUCCAAAGAGUUCGGCUUUGUGCGCCCUACACUAGUUCGUGAGAAGGUGCUGAAUAUCAAACAAGGCCGUCAUCCAUUAGCUGCAGCGACGUGCGAUUCCUUCGUACCGAAUGAUACAAACAGUAGCCUGGAAUCUGGUUAUGUGAAGAUUCUAACUGGAGCCAAUUCUAGCGGCAAGUCGGUGUACAUGAAGCAAAUAGGUUUGAUAGUAUACUUGGCUCACAUAGGCAGCUUCGUACCAGCCGAGCGAGCCACAAUCGGCGUCAUCUCUCACAUCUACUCCAGGAUCCAUUCCACUGAGUGCGUCGCCACGCAUAUGUCUGCAUUCCUCAUUGACUUGCGGCAGAUGGCGCUGGCUCUACAGGAGUCCACACCAGACUCCUUGAUAAUAAUCGACGAAUUCGGCAAGGGCACGUCUGAGGUCGACGGCCUGUCCCUUCUCGCCGCGUGCCUUAACACAUUCCUGUUCCGAGGAGAAGAAUGUCCCCACCUGUUUCUAUCCACACACUUCUUGGAUGUGCCAAAGUUUAUUGUGAACACUCCUAUAGUCAGAUUUAUGAGGUUCGAUCACACCCUCCAAGACGGCGAGCCAGUGUUCCUAUUCCGUUUGGUGGAAGGCAGCGCGGAUUGUAGUUUCGGUCAUCAAGUUGCUGAAGCCAGCGGCGUAGCACCUAAUGUGGUUCAACGCGCUCGACAAGUAUUAGAAGCGAUGAAGAGCAAUACGUUGCCGCCAGAAAAUAAGAAAAUAACUACCAAACUGAAAAGUUUCAUCGAAAUAAUAAAAAACGAACUCCUUUCAGAAGACAUUUAA